Messenger RNA from Dreissena polymorpha, 2891 nucleotides. RefSeq names its product MTOR-associated protein MEAK7-like. The record is from RefSeq and is a predicted model, not a curated record. Lineage: Eukaryota; Metazoa; Mollusca; Bivalvia; Myida; Dreissenidae. The transcript is spliced from 7 exons. Bases 71 to 1456 code for a protein of 461 amino acids. Gene Ontology annotation, biological process: TOR signaling.
AUUGCAUAUCAUUUGUCAACAAACAAGCGUCUAUCAUGUGUCAUUUUUCAUUUGUCAAAUUUAUACGAGAAUGGGAGGUCAUGAAAGUAAGGAGAAAGAAGCCCAGAUAUUAGACAUAUUUAGUCAGGAAGAGAGGGUACAUGUGCAUGCCUUGUUUCUUAAAAUUGUGGGCAAUCAACACGCGCUUACAGAACCGUUUUUGAAGAAAUAUGUGACAUCCUGGCUACCACAGAUUGAUCAGUUAUGGCGAACAAUUUAUGAAUGUCAAGUCAAUAAAGGACAUGUGAAAGACAACAAAGUGUCCGAACUUAGGUUUGGGGCAUUUCUCGGCCAAGUCUUUAAGGGAAACUAUGGAGAAAAGGCCAACAUUCUCUCGCUGUUGAGUGGUCAAGUUGGAUCACAAGUUCAUCUCUACCAGUUGUAUAAAACAGUGUGUAGCUUUGUACAGUGUUAUCUUGACAUAACUGCAAAAGAUCAUGCCACAUGGAAAUGUAGCUGCAAUGCAGAUGAUGUUGGUCGAAUGUCACAGAACAUCCUUGCGCUUGACAGCAUUCCGAGAGCAGAUGAUACCAGUCAGUAUCGAGACUGUUACGAGGUUGAAAACUGGAUAGCCCGGGAACCCAUGUUUCUGCGAAUGUUUGACAGAGUCUUCCAUAAGAUCUUUCCAGUUUUGGCAAAACAUAACCAAGACACGAUGUUAGAAUCAUUUCUGCCAGUGGUGACAAACGUCGACUGGUCCAAAACCUCUACAAUCCUUGACACUUUAUCGAUAAGUUUUAUCAACCGUAACAUUCCACGAGAGCAGCAGAAAACGUGGCGUCUUCUUUACAGUAAUCGCAUUCAUGGUGACAGUUUCUCGCAGCUUACAAGGUUCAUUAUGGGAAAAGGACCCAGUGUUAUGGUUGUGCAGGAUAGCAAUGGACAUCUGUUUGGGUGCUAUGUGUCAACUAGCUGGGAAAUUAAACCAACGUUUUAUGGUGGCGAGAAUUGCUUUCUGUUCACGUUAAAGCCUCGCUAUGGAGCGUACAACACCACCGGGUAUAACAACAACUUCAUGUACCUCAAUCAGGGACAGGAAACCCUUCCCAAUGGGCUGGGUUUGGGUGGUCAGCUAGAGUAUUUUGGUCUGUGGAUCGACUCCUCAUUUAACAGUGGACACAGCAAGGCGAAGCCUAAGUGUACAACCUACGGGAGCCCACAACUGUCUUGCCAUCCUGAGUUCACUGUGGAGUGUCUUGAAGUGUGGGCAGUGGGUCCCGAAAAAAAGAAGAACGAUUCUGAUGAUGAAGAGGAGGCCAAGACAAGUAUACUCGACAAGGACUUGGCGGCAAAAGCCAUCCUGGAGUUGGCAGGAAAGACGCAGCAUUCUGAAGGCAUCCGGGACCUUAUAGAGGAUGAGCCGGAAAUGAGCGCCGAGAUGAAAAGAAAGAUGAACACAAUUCCAAAACUUCUGUGACAUGGGAUUUUAUGAUCGUUAAGAUAAAACAAAAUAUGAGCACCAUUCCAAAACUUCUGUGACAUGGGAUUAAUGAACACAGAGAUGAAACAAAAGAUGAACACCACUCCAAAACUUCUGUAACAUGGGAUUAAUGAACACAGAGAUGAAACAAAAGAUGAACACCACUCCAAAACUUCUGUAACAUGGGAUUAAUGAAUGUUAAGACGAAACAAAAGAUGAACACUACUCCAAAACUUCUGUGACAUGGGAUUAAUGAGUCUAAAAAUGAAAGAUAAAACCACUCCAAAACUUCUGUGACAUGUGAUAUAUAAGCCUUAAAAUGAAAGAUUAAAACCAUUUCAAAACUUUUUUGACAUGUGAUUUAUGAGCGUUAGGAUAAAAUGACAGAUGAAUACCUUUCUGAAACUUCUGUAAUAUAUAAUGUACAUGGAGAUGAAACAAAAGAUGAACACCAUCCCAAAUCUUCUCUUACAAUGUGAUUUUUGAACGUAGAGAUGAAACGGUAGUUGAACACCAUCCCAAAACUUUUUUGACAUGUGAUUUGGGAAGCUAAAUAUUAAUCGAAUGAUGAACACCAUUCCAUAACUUCGUGACAUGCGAUUUAUGAACUUUUGAUGAAAUGAAAGAUGAGCGAAUUUAUGUGACACAUGAUUAUCUCUGACAAAUUUCUUAGCAAGCUAGCAUUAUACUUAAUAUAUAAAACACUCUUUGUUUUAGAAAAACAAUUUGAUACUGCUUACUUUUUUUAAACUGUAUGGCAUGAAAUAUUAAUGAGUUGUAAAUGUUGUAUUGCGUUUGUUAUUGGUUUGCUUAUAAUUAUAGUGCAAUGUUAUUGGUUUAUACUAUUUUACUACAUAUGUAUUGAUCAUUAGGCAUUACACGUGAAAAUACUCAAUGUUUUUGUUUUCAAUGAUUAAUAAAUAUGCUCUUUGUAUAGCUAUUUAUUAUGUAUUCAGAUUUUGUUUUUUAUUGCAUGCUCAUCGGUGGUUUAUAGAGAAAUAUCAGUGAUUUAAAACUGAUAAUUCAUUGUUUUAAACAUUGAAAAUUAUCGAUAAUUUUCACUUUUAUACUGGGAAAUGGAGUCGUUUUCAUUACGUUACGACAUCAUUAUUUCAGCAAAAAUAAUUAUUUUUAAGAAGAAAUAAAGAGGAAAUUUGUCAGAUUAGGUGAAAUAUCGAUUUAAAUUCACUAUUUAACAUAGAAAAAAGUGGCUGGGCCACUCGUGAAAUAUUAUUCUUUAUGAUCACUCGUAAAUUAAAAACGACAUUCUACCAAAUCCAACAAAUAUCCUCUAUAUAAUACAUUUUGGGUUGUGAAUAUUCAAGAAAUUAUUGUAAUAGUUAAACAGCUUGAGUUAAUUUUAUGAAUUUUAUUGUGAAUGUACAUAAGAAUUAAGCUAUUGAAAUAAAUAAUAAAUAACACAUUUCUUGAU